AUGAAUAAUUAUUCAGCGUUUCAAACACUGAAAAGCUUGAUUGAUAACGAAAAAUAUGCUGACCUCGUAAAUGAGGUACAGCAAAACGUUUUACAACAUUUGAAAAAACUUAAAAAUGAGUUUAAUCGAUAUUUUCCAGAAUAUAAUGAUUUGGAAACAAAUGGUAUACGAAGUAUGAUUCGAAACCCUUUUAUCAUUAAAAUCAAUGAGGUAUCUGAUAAUAACCAGGAAAAUUUGAUAGAGUUACAAAACGAUCGAAACUGUAAGGAUACAUUUGAAUCUGGCAUGAAUAUCGAAGAGUUUUGCUGUAAAAAAACGAUUGCGUACCCUAAACUUCGAGAAAUCGCAUUAAGAUAUUUAGUCAUGUUUUCGACAACUUAUUUGUGCGAACAAGGAUUUUCUGGACUACUCUACAUUAAAAAUAAACAGAGAAAUCGGUUGGACCCCACUAAAGACUUGCGUGUAGCUUUGAGCAAUAUCAACCCAAGAAUAUCUUUGUUAGUGAACGAAAUGCAAGCACAAAAAUCGCAUUAA
This is a messenger RNA of Sipha flava (yellow sugarcane aphid), 534 nucleotides long. RefSeq names its product zinc finger BED domain-containing protein 5-like. Lineage: Eukaryota; Metazoa; Arthropoda; Insecta; Hemiptera; Aphididae. The record is from RefSeq and is a predicted model, not a curated record. Gene Ontology annotation, molecular function: protein dimerization activity. The transcript has a single exon. The coding region runs from base 1 to 534 and encodes 177 amino acids.